Molecule: messenger RNA, 823 nt
Organism: Radiomyces spectabilis
Lineage: Eukaryota; Fungi; Mucoromycota; Mucoromycetes; Mucorales; Radiomycetaceae
Exons: 1
Coding region: 67-534 (155 amino acids)
Source: RefSeq, a predicted model, not a curated record
GAAUUAUCUUCCAAAGCCUUCAAAAAAACCCAAUCAACGAAAAAAAAACACUCACACUCAGCCACUAUGACUGCGAUUUCUAAUCCUUCUACACCCACCGUGACUACCAAUCAGGAAUCUCCACUGCUAAAUUUAUCACAUGUCACACCGAGCGUUCCGGACGUUGUGGAUGAUGCUGAGCUAUUGGCCAUUCUCGGCUUACCGGCCCCGACCGCACCACUGUCCGAGUCGAACUCCUCCUCUUCCUCCACCACCACGGCUUCCAUGGAUCCUCCCGUUGUCCUCGAUUGGGAUGACAUGCCUGAACUAUUGGAAGAAGAAGAUGACGAAAAUGACAGUCAUCAUGCCGGUAAAAAACGAUCACGCGAUGACGAAGAUGAUUUAUUUGCCACCCUGGAUUUCGUCGAAGUACCUAUGCCUAAAAAACCGGCCACUUCCGUCUUUGUUGACACCGAUGUCAAUUUAGACUCCAUUCAUGCACAACUGCUCAAUGAUCAGGAUAUUCGAUUGGCUUUGGAGUUGAUCGCUUCUUAAAAAAACCAUGCAACCCAUCGUUCCCUAUUCGACCGACCAAUUGUUUAUUCACACACGAUGUCCCCCGUCCUUCCCCAGCACCCCCUUGCCACCCUUUUCGUUUUUCUAUAUACCAGCCCAGCCGAUCCAAAAUGUUUGGUCUUAUACAUAUGUAACCAUCGACUUGUUGUUUUUUCUUUCUCCUUAUACAUACGAUCUUCUUGUCACAUAUAUUUUUCUCUCAGUUUGUACACAAAGGAAAAAAUAAAAAUAAAAAAAAGAACAGAGUUUAGCAAAUAUAUUAUUUGUU